ACUCCCAGGGCCUUGUUUCGACUCAGGUCUUUCAGUGCUAUGUCAAACUCUUCACGCAGUAUCGUAUCUCCCAUUUCAAUUUCUCAUCAGAGGCUAUUUACACUCAAGCUAGUCAUGUCCUGUACACACUGUGAUCCCGGCGUAGGCGUGGACGCGUUCUUCCACGCCCUGUACACGCAGAACUCGACUCGCACCGUCAUGCUGCUGGGCUCCGCCUGCUCUGACGUCACCGAGAGCCUCGCCAAGGUCGUGCCCUACUGGAACAUCGUCCAGGUGUCGUUCGGGUCGACGUCUCCGGCGCUGAGCGACCGCAAGGAGUUCCCGCUGUUCUACCGCACCGUCGCGCCCGACUCGUCGCACAACCCCGCCCGGCUGGCGUUCGUGCGCGGCUUCGGCUGGGACACGGUGGCCGCCCUCAGCCAGCACGAGGACGUCUACUCGCUGGCGGUGAACGACCUCGUGACCGAGCUGGAACAGGCCAACAUCACAUGCAGCGCCACCAUCACCUUCGCAGAGUCCGACUUCGAGGACCAGAUGCGCAUGCUGCGGGAUCUGGACACCAGGAUCAUCAUCGGCAGUUUCUCGCAGCAAGUAGCUCCGAAGAUUUUUUGUGAGGCCUACCAGCUGGGCAUGUUCGGCGGCGACUACGCGUGGAUCCUGCAGGGCGGGCCCGACAGCCGCUGGUGGCGCAACGCCUCGGCGCCCUGCCCGCCCACGCAGCUCGCCGCCGCCGUCGAGGGCCUGCUGCUCGUCUCCUCGCACAACCGCCUCGUCGGCAGCGCGCCCGCCAUCUCGGGCAUGACGAACGCGCACUUCGUGGAGGAGUUCUCGCGGCGCGCGCUGCCCGUGUCGCCGUACGCGCCGCAGACGUACGACGCGGUGUGGGCCAUCGCGCUGACGCUGCGCGCCGCGCACCGCCGCUGGGCGGGCGCCACCACCGUGCGCCACUUCGACUACUCGCGCCGCGACAUGGCCCAGGAGUUCCUGCGCCAGAUGGGCCGCCUCAGCUUCCUCGGAGUCUCGGGUCCAGUGUCGUUCAGCGGCGCCGACCGCGUUGGCAUCUCAGCGUUCUACCAGGUACAAGGCGGCGAGGUGGUGACGGUGGCGCUGUUCGACCCCGCGACGGGCGCGCUCGACUUCGGCUGCCCCGGCUGCUGCCCGCUGGCGUGGCAGGGCGGCCAGGUGCCGGUGGCGCGGCGCGAGUUCCGGCUGCGCGUCGUCACCAUCGAGCCGGCCGCCUUCCUCAGCGUCGCCUGCCUCGCCGUCGUCGGCAUCUCGCUCGCCGUCGCCUUCCUCGCCUUCAACCUGCACUUCCGCAAACUCAAGUACAUCAAGCUGUCGAGCCCGCGCCUCAACAACAUGGCGGUGGUGGGCUGCAUCCUGGUGUACACGGCCGUCAUCCUGCUGGGCCUGGACCACGCCACGCUGCCCGCCAGCACGCACUUCCCCGCCGUCUGCACGGCACGAGUUUACCUGCUGUCGGCAGGAUUCUCCUUGGCUUUCGGCUCCAUGUUCACGAAGACGUAUCGUGUGCACAGGAUCUUCACCAGAAGUCGCAGCGGAGUCGUAAAGAAUAAGCUGCUGCAGGACACGCAGCUGAUAUCGCUGAUCUGCGUGCUGCUGCUGAUCGACGGCCUGAUCGUGACGCUGUGGGUGAUCGUGGACCCCAUCCAGCGCCACCUGCGCAACCUCACGCUCGAGAUCAGCGCGUCCGACCGCAGCGUCGUGUACCAGCCACAGGUGGAGGUGUGCCGCUCGCAGUACACGCACUCGUGGCUGGGCGCGCUGUACGCCUACAAGGGCCUGCUGCUCGUCGUGGGGGUCUACAUGGCCUGGGAGACGCGGCACGUGAAGAUCCCGGCGCUGAACGACUCGCAGUACAUCGGCAUGAGCGUGUACAGCGUGGUGAUCACCAGCGGCAUCGUGGUGGUGCUGGCCAACCUCAUCUCGGAGCGCGCGACGCUCGCCUUCGUCACCAUCACGGCGCUGAUCCUGACGUCGACGACGGCGACGCUGUGCCUGCUCUUCCUGCCCAAGAUGCUGGCAAUCCUGGGUCGCGCCGCGCACGCCGACCCCAUCGUCGAGAGCAUGGGCCUCAAGAUAGAAUGCAACACCCGCAGGUUCGUGACGGACGACCGGCGGGAGCUGUACUACCGCGUGGAGGUGCAGAACCGGGUGUACCGCCGGGAGAUGGCCGCGCUCGACCUGGAGAUCGGCCGCCUCAAGCGGCAGCUGUUCGACUCCCCGGCGGCCUCCUCUGCCGGCUCCACCUCCUCCGUGGGCACCAAGCGGGGCGAGCUGUCGCCACUGGAGGCGACAGCGCUGGCGCGGCUGAGCAUCGACGAGGCGAUGCCCAACCCGGCGGCCGGCGUGGGCGGCGGGCUGCCGCUGCUGCUGCUGUCGGUGCUGCCGCCGGUCAUCCCGCGCGCCAGCUGGCCCUCGGCCGACCGCGGCCAGCUGCCCAUGCGCCGCCAGGUCACCUUCAGCUCCGAGCCCAAGCUGGACGACAACGUCGCCUCCGCCGUCUGCUCUCAGCCCGCGCCCUCCGCCCACGGCGACUACGACGACGUCGCCAGCUUCGACCACGACGGUGACGUCGACCCGGAUGUGGAGGGCCUGCAUGGCGCCAAUCGGAAGCAGGGAGUCUUAGGGCGCAUCUGGAGCUUCUUGGGGAGCAGUCGCCCUUCCAGUCGCAAGGCGUCGGCGACAUCUUUCGGCGGCGGCGGCGGCGGCGGGGGCGGCGCUGGGAUCGCGUCUGCGCUGCGGCUCCACAUGGGCUACCUGUCGGGCCUGAUCCUACACACUUUGAUUCUUCACACGACCUAUCGAUGUAAUCGUUCGAUAGCAUCCCUUGGUUCAUCUGGGCUGUCAAUGGUGCCGGCGUCAUCCCGCGAGCUGCACCCCCUGAAGAAGCUGAGCAGCGCCGGCAUAGCCACGGGCGGCAGCGGACCCAUCAUCAGCGUCACCUCCAACGACGACGCCGACGACGGCGACGCGGGUCGCCGCAAGUUCUCGCUCGGCAUGUGUCUCUCCAGGGACCUGGACGGCGGCCCCGCGCUGCGGCGCGCCAGCGCGGGGGCGUCGCCGCGGCCGCGCGCCGGCAUCCACCACCAGCACUCGCAGCCCAACCUGCCGUUCCGCGAGCGCGCCAAGGGGUCGCCGCGCUUCCCGCACCGCGUCGUGCCCACCUGCAGCCUGACGGCGCUCGACAGCCGGCGCAAGAGCAGCGCCAGCUUCGCGCAGCUGCUGCAGCAGCAGUACCAGCUGCAGGUGCAGCGCCGCCGCAGCAGCCACCACCACCACCUGCACGUGCGCCACGGCCACCAGCGCGCCGACCUGCUCGACAAGUGCCGCUCGCUCGAGGACGCGCGCUCCUUCCACUGCGGGUCGGCCGUUGCGCACGCUGCCGUGUCUGGGUCGAACUGGAAACCCCGUGCUGCCAGUUACAGCCCCAACUGUGACGUGUGGGGGACGGCGGAGUUCGGCAUCCCUCUGAGUGAAUUGGCCAACAGCAACCGAGGGCGAGACCGCGACAGCGCUCCCAACGUCAAGGACUAGAAACAGAACCACCUGAAGAGGUGCAGCUGCUGCGAAACACCUGCGUCUGCCACGCCCCGUUUGGUCGCUCGCCUCCGUCUCUUAUCACAGCCUUGUCUAAGGAGAUUCUUGGUUACCACGUCUUAUAAUCGAAGUACUUCUGCUUGUCCAGCUCUGAGGCCACUGUGGUCGCAACAGCCUGUAGUCGUCCAAGCGGCCACAGUCUGGCUGCGACGGAGAAAUGCAGUUUGCUGCUCCCGUGAAGCUACAGUCCUCAUCCACGAUGCGUUGUUAGUGGCUGAUUUGAUCAAAAAGUGUCAUGAGCACGUCUAGAACCCAAAUAAAUGUUUCCCGUAUGUCUCUUGAAACUGCCCUAAUUAUCUUCUCAUCUCAGUUCCUGUCACAGCUGCUACAACAGCAUACCUAGAUUUCGUGCUUAGAGUAUUUAUUCAUCAUCAAAUUAACGGAACGUAGCUACAGACAUGAUGAGUCAAUACGACGAGGUGGAGAUCAUCUGUCAAACAACUUGGCUCUGUCGGAAAAACGUCCAGCACUUCACGUAAUGCGGCAUGCCACUGAACAAUCUCAGUUCGAGGAUCACAUCCUACAUAAUAAUAAACUCCUGGAAGGGGAUUAAGAGAGGAAUUGUUGGAUCAAACAAGCAAUAUCCAAGAAGAACAAUAGUCAUGCUACCAAGUUUUCUCAGCUAGAAUAAUGUUAACAGAUCUCAUCGGCGUCGAAAGCUACAUCCUGAAAUUUUUAAUUCAAAUUUCCACUUGUAGUCUCCCUCUCCAGUCGUCUUCUGCGUAACAUCACGUGUUGUGGAAUUUAUUUAUAACGUGUUAUAGCGUUUCAAACUCUACUAAACUCACGUGUGAUGUUUAAAUUUUUAUUUCUUUGGAAGAGAAUGUGAAGCUUCAUCCUCCUUACGGACCAUUUUUCACUUAACGAUUCUAUAUUUCUGUCUGCGGAGCGAAAAUACGAAAAGGAAGUCAUUGGCCUUAGUGUAAUUCCAAGGAGUCGGAAACUCUUCGUUUGCCGCUGGUAUCAUUGCUUCUCCCCUAAAAACGUAUAUUUCAACACAACGGUUGUAAUUUCAUAAUUAACUGUACACAUUUUGUGCAACGUUACGCUACUUGUACGCUCUGGUUAAAAAGUAAAUUCGUACCAGCACAAAAUUGUGCGUACGUAAUUGCAAUGACGCUUUCAACCGUAUCAAACGCAAGCGUUGCGCUACAUUUGGCCAAUAACUGAUUUCAGAAAAUCUUAUGAAGGAUUCCCACACCAGCAAAUGACUUUUUCUGUGCUGUCUGACCGAAAACCAGUUACCACGACAGAAUGUGAGAAUAGAAGUGAAGCAGAGGAAAUAAUUUGAUUGUGAAUUGAAGUUAACUUAAAUUUCAUUCACUCUAAAUGCAAGACUGGACUAUGACUCGCCACAAUGGUAAAUAAGAUUAUUACUAUGAACCCUGUAAGUUUUCACAGCAUCGUUCCUUACUUUGUAUGUUCUUACAAUAAUAUGCUGUAGCACUGACACACGCUAUGUUGCGUGGGCGAAGAUAGUAGUAGGUUUUUAACUGUACGUUCUCAAUGACUGCGUCCCGGAGAACAAGACGUGUUUUUUCCUCACUCAGUAAUAGUAAUAUCUGAUGGACAUUAUAAACAACAGAAAACUUAAAAUUAGCAAAAUAAGUACUGCAUUUCUGGAGCAACUAAGACAAAGAAAACGGACUCUUCCUUGUUAUGUAAUAUGUUAGACCUAUUACUGAAACACUACUUCCAUGCAGAGUAGUACAUCUGCAUAAAACUAGGGACAUUUUAAUUAUUUGUUUUUGUUAUGCCAUCAGUCAGUGUCUUCUACAGACGCAUGAGCGGUAUGGUCUUCCUGAAUAUCCAGUCAGUAAAGCAAUAUAUUCUGUUUAAACAUCGUUACACUACAGUAAACAAAAACAGAAACUUUAUACUAGCGGGCAAGUAAACUUUGUCGAAGUGUCUUCGCAGGAAUGAUCAAGGUAAAUCUUCACACUGAGAAAAUUCGCUUGAUACGAUGCUGUUGCAAGAAUCGUCCUUAAUAACCAUGGAACUCUGAAGAUACCAAUAUAUUUCCAAUAUAACGUCAUUUAAUGAGACAAUUACGGAAAUUACACUGUAAUAAAUAGUUUCUAAUUAGUCUGUCUAUAAGAAAAGAAAAUUGGACUAUAAAAUAUGAAUUUGUUGUGCAAAUUCAUUGACAAAAUGUCGUUCAAAAGUUAGAUGGAAGAAAGGAGACAAACAAGAAGUCCAACCACAUUAAUUUUAUUCGUUUAUUAUCUGGAAGAAGAUGUUUUGUAUUUGUAACAUUUCUUCUACCCAACAUAUUGUUUUUGGCGAUAUUUUUUUGCGUAAAACUGAAAAGAAUGAAACAAUUUUUCUUUAAGGGAUAUUGUUUAAUUAUAUAUUUUUUGUGAGCCUUUACUUUACAUUUUAAUCAAAUUAAAGACAAAUUUUUGUUUCGUUAUCAAUAAUCUGAGCCUAUUAAUUCUUUCGUAGAAAUCUAUCUUUCCACCUUAGAGAACAUUUAGCAUGAAAUCUGUGUUCGUACAUCCUUGUAGCAACUUUUGGAUGAUUCUUUCAAGCCAUUAUUACACCACGCAUAUCUUUCAAUAAAGUUAUAUUUUGUGACAGUGACAUUCAUGAUAUCAUGCGUAAAUGAUAUUUUGUAUACUAAUGUUUAUCUUUCGUUGUGCGAAAGUAAAUGAACGAUGGUUAUGGUAGAAAUAAAUUUUAAGUUUAAAAAUAUCUGAUGUCACCCACAAGAAAAUUUCUUCCACGGUUUCUACGACUUUAUUUUGUAAAAUGUUUCUCGCGGUGAGAUAGUUCUUAAGCGAUCCAUGCUCAUAAUACCGGUACUCUUAAUGAAAAUUAGUAUGUCUCAUGACGAAUGUUUUCUCUCAGCCGCGUCCAAUGAAAUACUUGAUCUAUUUUCGGAGAUAUUUUACAUGUGUUGUAGUGAAAUAAUGGCUUAUCCUUCUACAUUCAAAGUCCUUGUUGUUUAGAUCUGUAUAAAACGUUAGAACUACCUUUAAUUUUAAUCCCUCGCCGAAGGUAAUUAUGUGUCAAAAGACUCUACAUGUAAUUCGAAGAUGAGCAAUAAACUUUCAAAUUUCAUUGUGCAAUUAAUGUAUAAACUGAAAGGCAAUCAUAUUUCAUGUGAUCUAUAUGAAUGUUAAACGCUUCUUCUCUCUUGGCACUAUUGUUUCUGUAGACAUAAGUGAACUGAUGUCAAUAUAUUUUCCACUUUAUAACAUGUGGGAAGCAUUUCUCUCAAGUGCCAAGCAGUAAAAAUAUUACUAUUUUUUGUUCUGUAGAAUAUAACUAAGUCUAUUGCUGUUGAUUGAUGAAUAGAUUAUUAAA
Molecule: messenger RNA, 6930 nt
Organism: Schistocerca cancellata (South American locust)
Lineage: Eukaryota; Metazoa; Arthropoda; Insecta; Orthoptera; Acrididae
Gene: GABA-B-R3
Product: gamma-aminobutyric acid type B receptor subunit 2
Exons: 23
Biological process (GO): gamma-aminobutyric acid signaling pathway; G protein-coupled receptor signaling pathway
Cellular component (GO): G protein-coupled receptor heterodimeric complex; membrane
Molecular function (GO): G protein-coupled GABA receptor activity
Source: RefSeq, a predicted model, not a curated record